CUGACGUUCACGACGAACUCCCCCGCACUCCACCUGUGCUUCCUUUUCUCAACUUUUAACCCCAACUUUCUCGGAAGUUUGGGCUCUUGAUCAGCAAUUGACUAGGGGCGCCAUCUUCUGACUUUCAAGGCAUCAGCCACCCACAUUCUUUUGGAUAUACACUCUCUUUCCAGUUUCGCUCCCUUUUUCCCCGAGCUUUUGGCUCUUCUUCUCUCCCCUCCCACCAUCAUGUUCACCCCUCCGCCGUCCCCGAACCCUCCAAGGCGCCAGGAGAAGGCUUCGAGUUCGUCGGUGCCGACGACUCCGCUGCUAGAGUCUUCACCGACGCGGGCAGAGUAUCUAUUUCACGAAGAGGAAAAGCGCCGGAUCGGACGACGAUUCCGGUUGCUGGUCCUCCUUGUUCCCAUCGUUCUGCUCGCAAUCAGCGCCACAGCACGAUUCCUGGCCACAGAGGGACCUUCAACUUACGACCUCAGUUCGCUAACAUCCUCGAUUCGUCGACACGGUCUUAUCAAGCACCGCCAUUCGCUGCAUAGACGGCAAAGCACGGACAGCGAUGAGGAGGACGAUUCGAGUUCCAGUCCCAGCGGCUCUGAGAGGCCCACUCCCUCGGGGAGCGCCCCGUCCAGUUCGAGCACCCCACGACCGAGCCAAGUCGUACCCACAAUCCCAGAUCCAGCAGCACCGCCCACCCUUCCGACCCCUUUCAUCCAGGCCUUCGACAGUCGGCUCCCACAGAACUUUUCAAGCAAUUCAUGCCUUGCCUUUUUCACGAACAUGACGAACACGCGACCCUUUAGAUCAUGCCGACCCUUUUCACUCUUGCUACAAACUUCAAGCACCUUCAUUUCGGCUCAGCAGAACAUCACCCUUCUCAACGAACUUGUAUGGGGGACGUGUAAUACCAACACCGAGGAAAGCGAAUGCCUGUCCAACAUGGCUUGGUUUGCGGACUCGCUCCAGAAGGAGUGCGAGGCGGAUUUGAAGGACGGCAACCUGUUGGCCACGGACACUCUUCUCGCCCUCAAGGCCUACGGUCUCAUGCGCGAAGCAGCCUGCCUCAGCGACCCCACGACGAACACCUACUGCUUCAUCAACGCCGCGCGCGACGUCAACCCGACGAACCUGUACUACUACCACCUCCCGCUCGGUCUCCCGAUCCCACCCAAAAGCUCCGACCCGCAAUGCACGGCGUGUUUGAAGGACUUGAUGGGACUGUACGGAGAGGCGCUGAAGAGCCCCGGUGGGCCGGAGCUGCUGCCUGGGCUGGAGAAGACGUACGAGAGCGCUGCGGAACUGACGCAGGGCAAGUGUGGUGUUGGGUACGCUUUAACGGGUUUGGCUGGCAGUGCGAGUUCGGUCAGGGUGGGCGGGGCGACGAUGGCGGUGGGCCCCGUUGUGGCUGUCUUGAUGGCGCUGUUGGUGUAG
Coprinopsis cinerea okayama7#130 is the source of this 1428-nucleotide messenger RNA. RefSeq lists its product as hypothetical. The transcript is spliced from 4 exons. The record is from RefSeq and is a predicted model, not a curated record. Bases 229 to 1428 code for a protein of 399 amino acids. Lineage: Eukaryota; Fungi; Basidiomycota; Agaricomycetes; Agaricales; Psathyrellaceae.